Molecule: messenger RNA, 756 nt
Organism: Ramularia collo-cygni
Lineage: Eukaryota; Fungi; Ascomycota; Dothideomycetes; Mycosphaerellales; Mycosphaerellaceae
Product: related to M.pneumoniae uridine kinase udk
Exons: 1
Coding region: 1-756 (251 amino acids)
Cellular component (GO): cytoplasm
Source: RefSeq, a predicted model, not a curated record
AUGCCGACCGAAAACAAAAAAGCCCUCCUAAUCGGCCUCUCCGGCAUCUCCUCCUCGGGAAAAACGACCCUAGCCCGUCUCCUCCGCGACAUCUUCCCCCGCACCUUCAUCCUCCACCUCGACGACUUCUACAAAACCGACGCCGAAAUCCCCAUCACAUCCACAGGAAUUCAAGAUUGGGAUUGUCUGGAAUCAAUAGAUCUCCUUUCUUUCAAACAAACUCUCGAAUAUAUCCACCAACACGGCGAACCCCCACGAUCAUUAACUUCCAAAGAAGAUAAGAAUUCCGUGGGAGAAGUCGCCGUUGAUAAAAUCUUACUUGAAGAUUUGAAAUGGAAAGCUAGUAAAUGGAUGUUCGCAGACGCGCCUCCCAUGGCAAUCAUCGAUGGAUUCCUAUUAUUCUCCGAGGAAAUGGAAGAGAUCCGGGACCUCUUCGACGUGAAAUUAUUUUUACGAGCGGAAUAUAAUGUUAUGAAAACUAGGAGGGAGGCGAGGAGUGGGUAUGUUACUUUGGAAGGGUUUUGGGAGGAUCCUCCUGGUUAUGUGGAUGCUGUUGUGUGGCCGAAUUAUGUCAAGGAUCAUGCGUUUUUGUUCAAGGAUGGGGAUGUUGAGGGAGAGAUUGAUGGGGAGGUGUUGGGGAGGUUGGGAAUUGAGGCUAUGCCGGAUCAUGCGCGGGGGGAUAUGACGGCUUGUUUGCAAUGGGCGUAUGAUGUGCUUGAUGACGCUUUGCACGCUUUUACUUCCCGGUCAUGUUGA